Messenger RNA from Salvia splendens (bonfire salvia), 741 nucleotides. RefSeq names its product E3 ubiquitin-protein ligase BOI. NCBI's taxonomy places the organism in Eukaryota, Viridiplantae, Streptophyta, Magnoliopsida, Lamiales, Lamiaceae. The coding region runs from base 1 to 741 and encodes 246 amino acids. The record is from RefSeq and is a predicted model, not a curated record. Gene Ontology annotation, molecular function: ubiquitin-protein transferase activity. The transcript is spliced from 3 exons.
AUGGGUUCAAUAUCGGGUUUGUUUUCUGACAUUUUCCUUGGACAGAUUCUCGCCUGUAUUGGUCGAGAAGGGUAUUUUCUGGGCUAUGAUGAUUUGUUUCUGAGCCUUAAACCUGCUCUUGAUGCCAUAAUAUUCCUUGAUUUCUUCCAUGAUUUCCAACAUCAUGUUCACAAAUUACUAAACAACGCUGCCGCUGCCGCCACACCAUUGUCGUACAUGGCCCUGUUGACCGUCAACAAUGAUGACGACGACAACUACAUUAUGGACCAGAGUGAUCAAAUAAAUCAAAUUAUAACUUACCAUAAUGAAAAACUGCGGCAGUCAGUGGUGGGGAUGAUGGAGGAGACAAUGGCGAAGCGGAUGAAGGCGCAGGCGGAGCGCAACGAGGAGUUGGAGAGGCUGGCAGCGAUGUACAAGUGGGAGGCAGAGCGGCUGCUGGCGAGGGUGAGGUACUUGGAGCACGCGGUGAUGUCGCUUAGCGAAGGCCUGCAGGAGGCCAACGCGGCCCGCCACUAUGCAGAGGCGGUGGAGGAGGAGGGGGAGUCGUCGUUCGAGGACCCUGACCGCGUGCGGCCUGUCAGGCUCGACUGCAAGGUGUGCGAGAGGGAGCUGGCGAACGUGAUGGUGUGGCCGUGCCGCCACGUCUGCGUCUGCAAACGCUGUGAUGCUGGCGCCAAGUGCUGCCCUGUUUGCGGUAUGGUGAAGACCACCAGCGUGGAAGUCUGUCUCCCUCUUGAUUGA